Messenger RNA from Ailuropoda melanoleuca (giant panda), 965 nucleotides. It is a transcript of the gene FMR1NB, whose product is annotated as FMR1 neighbor. The transcript is spliced from 6 exons. The coding region runs from base 5 to 853 and encodes 282 amino acids. NCBI's taxonomy places the organism in Eukaryota, Metazoa, Chordata, Mammalia, Carnivora, Ursidae. The record is from RefSeq and is a predicted model, not a curated record.
AGCCAUGCCUUCUGAGCGGAAAUCGACGCGGGGGAAGACUCGGUCUAAGGCCAGGGCCCUGCGGAGGAUCCGCGCCAGGCUGCUAAGUUGUGAGGCGGCGCGCAGUGCCAAUAACCCGGUGGCGAUCGGGUCGCACCCAGGGAGCAGCAUCCCCGGGCGCGAGGCUGUCAUGGCGGCCACGCCUCAGCCCCGCUGGCGGGCGUCUCUGAACGGCCUCCGGGCUGAGACGCGCUAUUCUCUGGUGAAGAUGUGGGCCCACAAGCGCUUCGUGCUGCUCUUCCUCACCAUCUUCUUGUUGGUUUUGCUGUGCUACUACCUGAACACCGCGUUCUGGAAUUCUGUGUCUCCAAGUAAACGUAUUCUGUGGAGCAGUGAAAGUGCUAAUGGACAAUCUGUGGAAAAAAGUUCCAUUUGGGAAGCUCUGUUAAAAUUUUUCUUUCCAACAACAUGCAUUCCAAAGGAGAAUCAGGUGGUGAAGGCUUGCAAUGAGCUGCAAGAUUAUAACAUGAGUGAAUGUUUGGACUACAAAUGCUGUUAUUCACCCUUCAGGACCAGUAACCUCAGCUGCUUUGCCCCAUUAAAAGAUAAGCCUACACAGAUGUUCAGGAUGUUUGGGCUUGGUGUGAUCAGCGUGAUCAUCCUGGGAUGUCUGACCAUUUAUUGCUGCUCUCUUUGCCGGAGGAGGAAAUGGGCCAAUCCUUUACGAAGGAAAGUCAACAGAAUUUUAAAGGGUUUGAAGAAACAAAGAAAGAAAAUAAAGAGGGAUGCUCAAAUGUUUGGGAGAGCAGUAGAAGACAAGGAAGGUGUAAGUGAUGAAAACGAACAGGAGACCAAAGCAUUAUUUUCCCACUGAGAAGAACACAAACCAUUCAGAGCAGAGGAGACUGUCCCAGUCAUCUAAACUUGAUGGAACAUUUUAAAAGGACAAAAAUUCGUUCUUAUUUUUGUCAUGUUUACUUCCAAAU